CCAAUUAUACGGCUCAGAUUCAAGAACGAAGAGAAAACCUGACAAUUUAAAGGAUCAAUUGGGCCAUGGCUACUUUUGAUGCAGUUCCAGUGAUUGAUGUCCACAAUGACAACUUCAAAGAACUCUGGCCGACCUUGAUAGUUGCGCUGAAAUCAUCCACAUUUGUUGCGCUGGAUUUGGAGAUGAGCGGUCUGGGGAACAGGAGACUUCUUUCAGCAAAAUCUAUUGAAGAAAGAUACAACACUUUGUGCGAGAUUGCCAAAACAAGAUCUGUGGUUUCCCUUGGUAUCUCUUGCUUCAAGCUUCAACGAGUCUCAACGCCGGGAGGUAUGAAGCAGGAGGUAACCCUUGGAGAUUCCAGCCAGGAAGGGAAGACAAAGCUGCACUUCUUCGUCCAGACAUUCAACAUCAUUCUCCUGUGUAAGGAAAGUUACAUGGUGGAGCCGGAAUCUCUGCGUUUCUUGGUACAACAUGGGUUUGAUUUCAACAAGCAAUACUCAAAGGGGAUUUCUUACCAUCGAGGCAUUGAUAAGCCUGAGGAUGAAAAACAGAGUAUCCGUCUGCUCUUGAAUGAGAUCAUCACCUACAAGGUGCCCAUCGCCCUCCACAAUGGUUUGGUGGACCUUGUGUUCCUUUACCAUGCAUUCUACUCGACCGUGCCAUCCAAACUACCACAGUUUGUCUCGGACUUGUCAGAAAUCUUUGCCGGGGGUAUCUACGACACCAAGUACAUUGUCGAGUAUGAAGUGAGAUUAGCUUCAUCAUAUCUCGAGUACGUCUUCAGGAAAAGCCAAAAAGAUAAUGUCCAACAAUAUCGUGGCGGCGCACCUCACAUUGAAAUGAGUUUCCCUCGUUAUCCAGCUAGUUGUGAUUACAUAGAAUACCAAGAAUGUGGCCUACCAGAGGAGACCAGGAACUAUGCCGGCUUUAAGACGUGUGUACAGUUUGGGGCUUUUGGUUGGUGCAAGUUGGCAGACAACUGUCCUAAUUCUCAUGACAUUGACGCUAUCCUUAACAUUGACGACAACAUUUCAUUGAACAAACGGAAGAAGCGUAACCGGCGGAAAAACAAACGUCAGAGGACGGGGGUCUGCAGUGUGGGAGAUGAGGAGCAGAGUACAGGAGAUGAAGAUGACGAGGAGAUGGAAACAGUUGAUGAAACACAAGGUGCUAUUACGCAGGAUAUUUCACCUUCAUCAAUCACGUCAGUUGGAACGCAUUUGGAAAAAGACCAUUCAAGCAAACACAUUCUGAGUUUUGCAGAACCAAACCAGGUGAAUUCAGGGACUGAUACUGUCUUGAAAACAGAAGGUGCCUGUUCAGAAACUAUUUUGAAUAUAGACAAUCAAAAAGAUACAAUUGACUCAAGUGUGAAUGGACCGGAUACUAAAUCCUCUGAGAAUGGUGACAAGAUUGCUAAAUCUCGAUGCUCAGGGCAUAGAGCAGGAUUUGAUGCAUUUAUGACUGGAUAUACACUGGCGUCUGCUGUUCUGAAGUGCGGGAAGUUAUCUGUGCUACAGACAAGCUCAAGUGAUGUGAAGUUGGCUGAUCUUCAACUCAACAAGUUGAAAAAUAAUGUUUAUCUCAGUGGAAAGGACAUGCCAUUGAAGAUUACGAAAAGUAAUUUCUCAAAAACAUCUAAGGAACAUCGGGUUAAAUAUGUAAAACUGAUGGGCGACGUCUGCUCUAUGGUGACAUGAAGGGAUGGUCAUUUUUCUAGGGUUCAUGAAAUCAUCAACUGCUGGGAACCUUACAGCAGCCGGACUAGUUGACUGGAGAACUUCCUACACUUCCUUCUGUUCAAUGCCUGUCAAAAAUUUUGAAAUGUGCUUUUACGUAAGAAGUGUCUUAUUGUUAACGUUCCAUCUAAAAUAAACUGUUCUUGUUUAAACAACCUGUUGUUUUAUCAACAUGUCUAUCGAAAGUUUCUCCAGA
Messenger RNA from Lineus longissimus, 1935 nucleotides. RefSeq names its product target of EGR1 protein 1-like. Gene Ontology annotation, biological process: snRNA 3'-end processing. The transcript is spliced from 7 exons. The record is from RefSeq and is a predicted model, not a curated record. Gene Ontology annotation, cellular component: Cajal body; cytoplasm. Gene Ontology annotation, molecular function: snRNA binding; metal ion binding; 3'-5'-RNA exonuclease activity. Lineage: Eukaryota; Metazoa; Nemertea; Pilidiophora; Heteronemertea; Lineidae. Bases 66 to 1700 code for a protein of 544 amino acids.